Umbelopsis ramanniana AG is the source of this 859-nucleotide messenger RNA. RefSeq lists its product as uncharacterized. The transcript is spliced from 2 exons. The coding region runs from base 266 to 727 and encodes 153 amino acids. The record is from RefSeq and is a predicted model, not a curated record. NCBI's taxonomy places the organism in Eukaryota, Fungi, Mucoromycota, Umbelopsidomycetes, Umbelopsidales, Umbelopsidaceae.
GGGAAAUAUGUGUAAGACUGUCUGGGUCAGCUUUCGACCAAUGAAAUCCGCACCGGCACUGUUUCAGGUUUUCACGGUUUCUGCCUGUUCAUAUCGCCGUUUGGACAUGCAUACUAUCUUUCUACUUUAAAACGUUCUUGGCUACAUAAUUAUUUAUAUGAUGAUAGAGUUCUUCUCAUAGAGCCGAUUUGAAAUGUUCCACUGCCCCCAAUACACCAGCUUACUGACCAGCGCAUGGCAAGAAUAAAGUAAAAUUAUUUUUUAAAUGUUUUUCGGUCGGACGGAACUUGGAUUUUCCUUCCGUUUACCAUAUCGAUCCAUAUCCGAACACACACGACAUAUGAAGGACGUCAAUAAACCGCAAGCGCGUCCAAUACAGCAGCCACUAUUAGUCUCGCCUAGGGAACGAGCUUUGAGAAACAGUGUAUCGCAUAGUAUCCUACCCGUAUCGUUAUCUACCACUUCUCUACCGGGGCUGGUGAAUUAUGCAUUCGGAUCCCCAUCCUCUCGAAAAGAAGAAUGGCAUCAGGAUAGCCAUGCCCAAUCCACCACCAGUAAAUCUAACCAUGAAAUAGAGCGUCGAAAGAGUGCCUUGCGAAGACGGAAUUCGUUCAGUAAUUUUCUAUCUUACAAGGCACAAAAUGCUAGCAUGGACGAGUCCGAUGUCUAUCUACCACCCCUCAGCACAAAGCAAAGCCGGCAUCGGCCCAGAUCCUUGUCAGAGUAAGUGAAGUGACUACUAUGAAAGAGGCCAAAAAAAAAAAAAAAACUGCGCACGCGUGAUAACACCCUCUGUAGGGUUGUAUCCAUUGUAUCGCAAGUCGAGCAAGCACCCCCGGUAGCAACGACGACCAAAACG